AUGUAUGGAUGUUGGGGCUGUUUUGGCUUCGGAGACAUCGUCGUCAACAUGUCUUGUGGCGACUGUCUGCGGUGCCAUGGGCCGAAGAGCAGGCACAACGACCGUUGGACUGGUUGCCGUCUCCGUGUCCGGAGUGCCGACGCUGGGGCGAGAAGUGGCAGCGGCUGCAUGCCGCGCUUCGCCACAUUGCGAAGCCAGUGGGGGGACCGCCAGAAGCUGAUCGCUGCUGCUCAGCUUCUGGGCGGGCGAGCACGGCUGUGCGGCGCGCAGGUCCAGAAGAUGCGUGUCAAUAUUGGCUACACUGCAUAG
Symbiodinium natans is the source of this 309-nucleotide messenger RNA. NCBI's taxonomy places the organism in Eukaryota, Dinophyceae, Suessiales, Symbiodiniaceae. The record is from the annotation of a GenBank genome assembly.